Volvox carteri f. nagariensis is the source of this 1237-nucleotide messenger RNA. RefSeq lists its product as uncharacterized. The coding region runs from base 136 to 1206 and encodes 356 amino acids. The record is from RefSeq and is a predicted model, not a curated record. The transcript has 5 exons. Lineage: Eukaryota; Viridiplantae; Chlorophyta; Chlorophyceae; Chlamydomonadales; Volvocaceae. Gene Ontology annotation, molecular function: ubiquitin binding.
AAGCCCUGGCUGGGAUUUAGUUGCAAAGCCGGACGCCAUAUUUUGUUUUCAGCUUUGGCAGAAAUUACCCUCAGCAUAGGGGCCCACAGAGGAGGGGAAGGCUGGGUUCCCCCAGCCUAACACUCCCUCUUGGUCAUGUCGGUUCUGUCGGUGCCAUCUCCUGUCCUGGCGAAGCGACAUUUUGACGAGGGCGACGCCGGCGAUAAUUUCGACCGGCAGCUCAGCGGUAAACGUUCCCGUCAGCACUACAGUCCGGCAGCUGCGCGGUGCGUCCAGUUUGCGGUCGGCGGCCUGCAUGCUGUGCCGCAGACCACAUUGUCAGCACUGCUGGCUUUGUUCCCUGGCAUGGAUGAACGGAUUGUCUCCAGCGUGCUCUCGGAGUGCGGGAACAAUAUAGAUGCUGCAAUUCGCCGUCUCGGCGAGCUCCAUUUAUCGACAACCGAGGAUGGAUCAGCUGAUUCGGCCGGGCGUGCCUCGGCCUCGGCAGCGCCCGCAGGUCUACACCGCACAGCGGGAGAAUCAUCAUCCCCCUUCCCGGGAACGCCAUCUACUCUGGGCUCUGCUACGGGUGCCGCCGCCGCCCCCGCAACAGCGGCUGGCACCGCUGCCCUUGGCGGGGCCAGUGCUGCCGCCGCCGACGCCGCGGCUGGUGCUAGUGGCAGCAGCGGCGGGCCGACGACGGCUGAGCAGUGGGUGGAUCUUUUGGUCUCGGAGAUGUCUGCGGCCACGGAUAUGAGUGACGCGCGGCAGCGGGCGGCGGGCUUUCUCAGCCAGUUCGAAGCGUUUGUGGCCCGAUUCGUUCGGCAACAACAACAACAACAGCAACAACAACCGCAGCAGCAGCAGUUUCAGCAGCAACAGCAGGCCGCGGGCUGUCCAACCGAGGAAAGCUUGUGCGUCCAGGCCGUCGGGGGGAGUGGGGGGGAGCCGGCGGCGGCGGCGGCAGCAGCAGCGACGCUGGCGGCACGCGCCGCUAAGCUGGCGGAGGAGAACGCCGUACUGAAGAAGGCCGUACAGAUCCAGCACCGGCAGCUGCAGGAGCGUGCGGUUCAGGAUGGGGAGGUGGCCCAGCUCAAGGCGCUCCUCGCCCAGUACCAGGAGCAGGUUCGGACGCUGCAAGUGAGCAACUACUCGCUCACGCUCCACCUGCAAAAGGCCACGAGCUCCGGAAUGAUGGGCCAGUCUCGCAACCCCGAUGUAUUUUGAGCUUGACAGGGGUUGUUGAGCUUUUGGCGUU